UGCACACAGGGAGUAACAUUGGUGAAAGGCCACAGAAACAAGAGGAAACGGACUUAGGUCUACUAAUAUCACUGAGGAGGGCAGUAACAAGUCGGGGGAUGAAGACAGCGUGGAAGUUGAAGUAACAAUGACAUGGUGACUGUGGUUCUGGGCUGGCACUGAUGCUAGCUAGCCCUGCUACUGAUGGCCGCCAUGAUGGCCGCCAUGAUGGCCGCUCCACAACAACAAACCUGCGCAACCAGGGAGUUUAACUACUGCGCAGGUGUUAACGCGCGUUUUUCAUGUCGGUAUAACCUGGCGAACUCAAAUGAAGAUGGACCAGGUCUUCAUCAUUUCUUGGAUAAAAUAGAGCUGCUCAGUGCCUCGGACUUUGUAUGGUGGUGGAUGCUUUUGCAGAGAGGAGGAAUAAACACCUGUUUCCAGCUACUGGUACAGGCCUGUUUGGCUGGCAGCAGGCAGGAAUGCAACCUGAGUGGGCAGAAUAGAGGGAAGGGUCAGAGGCCAAGGCAACACAGAGCUGAUCCCAGAAAAGCCACUGCCAAGACAACACAAGGUCAUCUAUCUGGUGCAAACAAGACUCCCGGGGCAUCCGCCCACCACUAUCAUCAACUGACAAGAAGAUCUUCAUCUGUCCCGGGAGCCCUGAGCAGAGCCAACUUUUAAAAAGACAUCAUCACUUCAAAACUUAACCAAUACAGUCCCAACAUAAUCCCAGCGGUAUGCAACCAACGCAGUGUCCCAUCAUUCACUGAGCCAUCAUAUAAAACCUCUGGAAACAGUUUCAAAUAUGUUUUCUAGAAAAUAGAGAAAAUAUUCACAACUAAACACACAACAAUCAAAGUAAAAGCUGCUCAUCUCAAUGUUUUAUAUAAACAGUAGAUGAAAUGGCUGAAUGAAUGAGUGAAUAUUGAGCCAGGUGGGAAGAAACACAACUCCAAAUGGAUGCUAAUGUUCCCGAGUCUGUGGGAUACUUAAUAACAAAAUGUCCGCCAUAUCAAGUAUAUAAGGUAAUAAUGUGUCAAUGUUGUGCUUACAGGUUGUUGUGCUGCCCCCAAGUGGCCAAAAAAGUCAUUUAUUGCAAGUUGAGGGCGGAAAAAACAUCCUUAGCUAUUAUUUAUCAAACUCAAAAACUCUAAUCUGCUUCAUCAGAGCUGUGUGAUUCACUGACAAUCACACAGUCUGGCAAUAUUAAUAAAUAACUCCACAGCCUGCAUCGCAUUAUAUUUCCAAAUCCUGGUUGGCGUCACUUUUUUCCAGCUGAGUCUCACCUACUUCAAACCAGUGAAAACAGCACAGACAGAAAAUGAUGUUUUAAAGUAGGCGAAUACUCCCGUGUUGUAUUUCAGCCCUAAAAUCAUCUCAUCUUUGCUUGGAAAUUUACUGAGAGAUAUAAUGAAUGGAAUAUAUGACACCUGCUUGUUUUAUUGUGCUAAACUUUGCUUUCAAUGGCCAAAAAUCAGCUCACUUUGUCCAUGUUGUUUGACUUUGACAGGUGAGAGCCAAUAACACUGCUUCCUGCUGUUCAUUUGUGAUGAAUUUCAUUUUCAGUUGUAAUUUUCUGUCUUCAGACCCUGCCUGCCGUUAUGUAAAAUAGACAAUGCAACGUGCUAAAACAGUGUAAUCUAUUGUUAAAUCGGUGGUGCUGGAUGGAGUGGGUUUAUGUGCGAUGGGCAGAUGGACGCUCGGACCAGGCAGGUGGGGCGCUAGACGGACAGACUGGAGGGAGGGCCCCACGCCGUGGCCCACAAUGCCUUGUCUCAGUCUCUCAUGAGAUGAGACGCCACCUUUUUCCUGCCCUCCAUCCCCAUGUUUCACCCACAUGCAAACAGACUCGCACAUAUACAAACACACCAAGCUCAUUUGUGUAGGAACUGAAAAGAGGCAAUCACUGCCAUCUGUUGUGUAGACUUAAGGAUUUCCCUGCUGAAGCACAGCAGAUGUUCUCGAGAGGGAGAGAAGGAGACAGAAAAGCACUUCUUAGUAUUUUCCCCCUUUUCUUUUCUUUUUUCAUUUCUCUUUUAGGGUGAGUAGUAGUGUGCCAGGGUUAAGGUUUACCUUCCCGUUGGGAGUACCUGUGCUAAAAAUUCCUGCAUUUCUAACAGUGAGUCAGGACUCAGUGGCAGCUUUAGUGCCAGUCACCAACACAAUGGUAUGAAAAGAGAAAUGCAGUCAUGCAAAAGCACCACUGACAAUAAUUCUGGGCUUAGUAUCGAUGAGAAAAUACUGCUUUUAUGGUGAGAGGAGCUCCCAGUGUGAUGAAUAUUGAGGUACAGGCACUCUGCUGUGGCGAGGCUGUCAUAUUACCUCUGAAUGUCAUGAUAUUAAAGAAGAGUGCAGGUACAAUAUAGAAGACAAGUUCUGUGUGUGUAUGUGUGUGUGUGUUUGUGUGUAUGUGUGGGGGUUCGUGUGUAAAGAAUGGGAAAAGAGCUGAGUGGGCUUUCUGCAAGAGUGUGUUUAGGGGACACAAACACAUCAGAAGAUACAAAAGGAGUUCAAACAAUUCAAAGUGUGUGUACGUGUGUGUAUGUGUGUGUAUUCAUGCAAGACACAAGCUCUUUAAAGCUGAGUGUUAAAAGUGGUAGGGCUGCAGGCAAGGCCAUCUAUCAGAACAAGGUGCAGACAGGCAACUCCCACAGCACUCUUUUCUUUCUCUAUUUCCUCUCAUUCUAGUUUUCUCUUCUUCUUUCAUAACACUAUUAUCACUCUAUUGAACUCACCAUCAUGACAUGCAUGUGAAUUUAAACAUAGUGUAUAAAUACUGAGUUGCAGCUCAUUUUUCUAUGAUGAAUGCCAAAAUUUUCUUUAGCCUUAAAACUGCACUAAUCUCUCAUUUUUGUAUAAACAGUGGAUCAAAGUGGUUUACUUUAGUGAGUGACUAUCUGUAAUGUCAAAGGGGUUGCUCAGAGUUCACAAUUAUCUUCUGCAGUUCCCUACAGCUCUAUGAAGCCUUUUAGGAUAUUUUCGCUAAUGUUGAUUUUUACAGCCCCAAAUUCCACUCCCAACAACCUCGGUAAUCAACAAAAUAGCUCUGAGAAAUCUACUAUAGCUACCUGCCCAACACUUAACAGUAAACAGACAAAGUUAGCGACUAGCUGGUGAACAUAGUAGUGGAGCAUUUAGCACAUAAAGAGAAAGAGACCAAAAACAGAGAAAAAACGAAAGCAAAUAUUGGACUCAUUCAUCAGGUGGCCUGAAACUAGACUUUAAAUGAAUGCUAAUAUUUCUCAGUUUCUGCUGGACGUUCAAAUAGGCAAGUGUUUCCCAUAACAGUUUUAUAAGGUGAUGUACAGCUUGUUCUGCUGCCCCCAAGUGGCCAAAAAAGAAUUUGUGCAGCUUUCAACUUUAAUUCUUCUUUUCCUCUUCUCCUGUCCAACUGCAGCUUCUAUGGUUUGUGAGAUUAAAUCUUCCAUUAAAGAUUACACGUUACACGUAACAAUCUGUUUCAUGUCCUACAGUAGGUUGACAGUGGCAGCUCCUGUCCUCCUGUGCCUUGGCCCAUAGCACACGGAUGGUAUUAUAUUAUAAAUACCAAUAAAUAAAUGGAAGGUUGGGAAUAAUGAAAUGUAAUGAACUGUGUGGAUUGUCAAAUUGGAAACCUUUAUUUCUCUUUAUUAAAAAAAAACUACAUUUAUAUUUGAAAAAACACAAUAAAGUGUCUCAUACGCAACACUUUUAUAAGUGGAAAGGCUUGAAUAGUUUUAGUAUCAGCCCGUGUGUCUGAAUUUCAGGAAUAUCAACUAUUCAUUUUGCAACAGUAGACUGGAGGCUCUGAAUUAACAUGCAUUAUACAUUUGAUAGUGCCUCUGUUUUAUCAAACAGCAUAUAUUAAUUCAAUUUAGUUAUUUAUUUUCAUUUUCAAUGAUUCCUUUUUUUUUCUCUGUAUUUUGUUUUGAACAUUUUGUUCAGCUGUAGACCAAUAACUCAACAGAACAGCUGUGCACCUGCAUUUCUGAUUUCAUAAUGAUGUUUAAUUCAGUUUUUAUACUGUGGAGCAAUAACAAAGUGACCUCUGCUCUUGCUUAAAUUAGCAAUUAAACUGUAGAUCAUGUUGGGUUUUUUAGCUUUAAUCAUAUUUGUCUGCCCUCAGUAUAAAGAAACAUUUAUCCCUGCCAGUAUUUCAACAUUUCUGAAACAGUGUAUCAUGGCAUUAAAUAAAAAAAUAACCUUCUAGCAUUUGACACUUUGCUGCCUGCUUUGGUCCCACCCUAAUGUGUGAUGUCAUACGACCUUGCUGACAUCACUCACCAUGGAUAGAAAGUUGACCUGCUCACAUGCACCCACUCUUUGGCUGACAUAUGAUCUCUGGAAAUUGAGUGCAGAAACACGACAGUAAUGUAAAAUCAUUGAAACUUUGAACACAGCGUUGUUGAGCAGUUUGGAGUUUCUCACCUGGAAUAAUAGAUUUCUUCUAAACGAUGCGCUCUCUAGCCUUCCGACCCAUAUCCCCAUUAUUCUCCUAAUUCUAGAGCUUCAACAAUUAGUUUAUUAAUCGAUUAGUUGACAACUAUUAAAUUAAUCACCAGCUAUUUU
Molecule: messenger RNA, 4530 nt
Organism: Thunnus maccoyii (southern bluefin tuna)
Lineage: Eukaryota; Metazoa; Chordata; Actinopteri; Scombriformes; Scombridae
Exons: 4
Coding region: 184-663 (159 amino acids)
Source: RefSeq, a predicted model, not a curated record